Molecule: messenger RNA, 963 nt
Organism: Staurois parvus
Lineage: Eukaryota; Metazoa; Chordata; Amphibia; Anura; Ranidae
Source: the annotation of a GenBank genome assembly
AUGGCGGCGUCCAUGCUGAGCCGGGUGUGUAUGACCCUUCGGCCCCCGGGGCUGUGCGGUGUGGCCCCGGGGUGGGUGAGGUACUACGCCAAUGACUCGUUCGUGUCAGGAAACGCCCACAGAGAACCGCGUUUGAAACCCAAAAUGGACAGAAGCAAAGUGGUUCUUUCUUCACGUACGGAAAGAAUGCUUCCGGAUCAAGACUGGACCAACGUGUAUCCGGCAGCAGCGUCUUUCAAGCCAUCAGCUGUUCCCCUUCCUGUGCGAAUGGGCUAUCCCGUGAAGAUGGGGGCACCCCCAGACAAGUAUGGUAAUCUGGAGCUUAUGAAGGUUCCUAACUUCUUGCACAUAACCCCUCUGGCUAUUAGGAAGCACUGUGCAGCUCUGAAAGAGUUCUGCAAUGAGUGGCCCGCUGUGCUCUCCGAUGAUGACCAGUGCAACCAGCAUUUCCCAAUAGAGCUGUCGUCUGUAGAUUAUGUCUUCGCUGGGCCGUCAAUUCACAACCCAAAAGCCAGGGUAGUGACUCUGCAGAUAAAACUGUCCAGUUUGAAUCUGGAUAAACACGCCAGGCAGAAGCUGAUUAAACUUGUAGGGUCUCGGUACAAUGCAGAGAGCGAUACUUUGACAAUCCAGACAGACAGGUGUCCAUUAAAAAGGCAGAACGAGGAUUACGCCAUGUACUUGUUGACAGUACUCUACCAUGAGUCCUGCAAAACUGAAGCAUGGGAGAGCGAGAUACAGGACAGUGACAUGGAUGAGUACAUCUGGGAGGGCAGCACGUCCGAGAAGAACACCCUACAGACUCUUUUGAAGUCUCGUGGCACCUCCAUCGAGGAAAUACUCCAAUCUCCCAGUGUUCAGGAAUACCGCAGUGCCAUGUUGAACCUGCGCAAUCAAGGUGAGACGGAGGACAGUAUCAGCACCUACAAGCAAAGUGUAAAGAAAAUGCUGGGCAUUGCUUAG